Molecule: messenger RNA, 2259 nt
Organism: Salarias fasciatus (jewelled blenny)
Lineage: Eukaryota; Metazoa; Chordata; Actinopteri; Blenniiformes; Blenniidae
Gene: nub1
Product: negative regulator of ubiquitin-like proteins 1
Exons: 15
Coding region: 119-1966 (615 amino acids)
Biological process (GO): regulation of ubiquitin-dependent protein catabolic process
Molecular function (GO): protein binding
Source: RefSeq, a predicted model, not a curated record
UAUCGGAGCCGUUUGUGAGCUACGAUAGGAGAAACGCGACCCACUGUUUGUGUCUGAGCGUCACGUGACCGCAGCAGCUGGCGACGCUUCAGCGCGCUGACGUCACGGAAGGAGGAAGAUGUCGCUUCAAGAAGCAACGAGGAUGGUGGAGCAGAACACUGAGAUGAAGCUGAAGAACCUGCUGAAGCAGGACAAGAUCCAGCUGUGGAACCCUCCGUACACCGAGGACAACAACCAGCCGGGACUGCAGCACAUGCAGGAGCUGUCCCAGCGCUACGCCGCCCUGCUGGCUCUGCCGCCGCCCGAGGUGAGCGCCGCUCUGGAGUCGGUGCGCGUUCAGGCGGUGAGGAGGGGGAAGGGAAACCGGGCGUUCAGGGAGACGAGCGUGGCCACUCUGGAGCUGCUGCUGCCCCGGGGCAGCAGGAAGGAGUCCGGAGAGAAGACCCUGGUGGAGACGAGGCUGGACGCGCCGGCGCAGCAGCUGGUGGACAGGAUCGGGGAAGAAUUCAACCUGAAACACAUCAAACUGAUCGUGAACGGGAAAACUCUGAGUGUGGGCCAGCGUCUGGAUGAGCAGGAGGUGAAGAACAACAGUAAGGUGAUGGUGCUGAAGCUGAGUGACGCUGAGUGGAAACAGCAGCUGAGUCAGGAGGAGGAGAAGAGGAGGAGGCAGGAGGAGAGCCUGCAGAGGACACACAAGGGCUUCCAGAUCCUCUCAGAGCGAGAGGGCUAUGAUGAUCCAGAAACGACUCCUUUUCUGGAGAUUGCAGACCAGAAAGGAAACCCGCUGAAGAUCCCCCAUAAAGAGAAGAAGGCUCUGAUCCUGGCGAUGGGUUUCCAUGAGAAAGGUCGCUCUCUGAUGAAGAAGCAGCAGUACGACGACGCUCUGAUCCACCUCCUGCAGGCCGACCAGCACUUCAACCAGUGUGGCUCCGCCCUCCUGUCCUCGGUGGACAACUCGGCCGUGCUGCAGCUGGACAUCGUGUGGUGUUACCGCGCUCUGGAGGCGCUCAGCUGCCUGCAGGACGCCGCCGGCCGCCUGAGCCGAGCCGAGAGCGUCUUCCUGCAGUGCUACGGAGCCGAGAGGGAGCGGCUGAGGAUGCUCAAGGGUAACACUGGCAGAGAGGAGGUGCUGUUCCUCAGGCUGUACCUCCUUCAGAGCCUCCUCUCCUACAUCGAGGGGAACGACAGGAAAGCUCUGCAGCUGCUGUCCUCAGUGGAGUCUCUGUACAGCAGACUGUCUCUGGACUCGGGGAAGGUGGCUCAGCUGCUGGAUCUGGGAUUCACUGAGCGAGAGGCUCGGCUGGGGCUGAGAGCCAGCCAGGGAGACCUGGGGGGGGCGGCCGAGCACAUCAGCACCAGGAGGGAGGAGCAGCAGCAGCUGAAGCAGCAGGAGGCGCAGAGGCGGCGCCGCAGGAUGGAGGCCAUCUCCGCCCUGACGGAGCUGGGCUUCUCCCGCCGGGACGCCGCCCGGGCGCUGGAGCAGGCGGGAGGGGACGCCGACUCCGCCUACUCUAUCCUGGUGGAAUCCUCUCGGCUCUCCAACAACAACCAGCAGGAGGCGCUCAGUCCUCACAAGGUGGAGCAGCUGCUCUCUCUGGGGUUCCUCCGCUCGUCCUCGGAGGCGGCGCUCUCCGUCACCGGGGGAAACGUGGAGGAGGCGACUCAGCUGCUGCUGGACCACGGCGGCGUCGUCCCCCCCCAGCUGCUGGGCGCCUCGUCCCCCGGCGUGUCCUCUUCGUCGUCCUCGUCUCCGUCCUGUGAGGAGCCCGCCUCCUCCUCCUCCUCCUCCUCCUCCUCCUCCGCCCCCUCCCCUGCAGAGGAGGCGCAGCUGGUGAAGGAGGUGCUGGAGGACCUGCCCCCCCACGAGGAGGACCACCUGGACCUGACGCUGGAGGAGGAGGCGCAGCUCAUCGCCUCGCUGCGCGGCUUCCUGAGGCCUGCUGGGACGCCGCCCUCAGCGUGAGGCGUUCAGGGACGCCUCGUUCAGCCCGGCACCGGCGCGAGGCGUUCAGGGACGCCUGGUUCAGCCCGGCACCGGCGCGAGGCGUUCAGGGACGCUGGGUUCGGCCUGUAAAUAGUCCGGUCCUCGAGAAUCUGCAGCCUCCUCCCUCAGGUUUGCUCUCUGGAGGAACUUUCCCCCCCAGAGGAUUAUUUUUGGGUUUUGAGUGAAAACAGGAAGUUGGGGUCAGAUGGAGCUUUAGUUUGGCGUCUCAGACUGUGAGUAAUAAAGUCUUUUCUACAGAGAAAUGGGUGUUU